This is a messenger RNA of Anolis carolinensis (green anole), 4386 nucleotides long. It is a transcript of the gene sec31a, whose product is annotated as SEC31 homolog A, COPII coat complex component. Gene Ontology annotation, biological process: intracellular protein transport; COPII-coated vesicle cargo loading; endoplasmic reticulum organization. Gene Ontology annotation, molecular function: structural molecule activity; protein binding. Bases 229 to 4050 code for a protein of 1273 amino acids. The record is from RefSeq and is a predicted model, not a curated record. Lineage: Eukaryota; Metazoa; Chordata; Lepidosauria; Squamata; Anolidae. Gene Ontology annotation, cellular component: endoplasmic reticulum exit site; COPII vesicle coat. The transcript is spliced from 29 exons.
GGCCCAACCUUCCUUUGGGGCGGGCCUCUCUUUGGCCCGGAAGCCGGCGGCAUGGAGAGAGGCGGCGCUGCGGCUGCCACGUUGAAGCGGAACGUAGAGGAAUAGCAGCGUCGGGCCUUGGCAGGAGGGGGAGCAGGAGCUGCAGGAGGAAGAGAAACAGGCCGCAGUCGGGCCUCGGCCUUUCCUAGGGAGGGUGACCGGCUACCCGAGCUUCUGGGCGGCAGCAGGAUGAAGCUGAAAGAGAUAGACCGUACUGCCAUGCAGGCAUGGAGCCCCUCUCAGCACCAUCCCAUUUACUUGGCUACUGGUACCUCUGCUCAGCAGCUGGAUGCUACCUUCAGUACAAAUGCCUCCCUGGAAAUAUUUGAACUUGACUUGACAGAUCCUUCACUGGAUAUGAAGUCUUGUGCCACCUUCUCCUCCACUCAUAGGUAUCACAAACUGAUAUGGGGCCCUCCUCAAGUGGCAUCUGAUGGGAAUCUAUCAGGCGUACUUAUUGCAGGUGGUGAAAACGGAAAUAUCAUUUUGUAUGACCCUGCUAAAAUAUUAGCCGGUGAAAGUGAAGUUGUAAUUGCACAGAAAGACAAGCACACAGGACCUGUAAGAGCUCUGGAUGUCAACCUGUUCCAGACAAAUCUAGUAGCCUCGGGGGCUAAUGAAUCUGAGAUCUACAUCUGGGAUUUAAACAACUUUGCAACACCAAUGACACCAGGAGCCAAGACUCAGCCUCCUGAAGAUAUCAGUUGCAUUGCAUGGAACAGACAAGUCCAGCAUAUCUUGGCUUCUGCAAGCCCCAGUGGCCGUGCCACAGUCUGGGAUCUCAGGAAGAAUGAGCCUAUCAUCAAAGUCAGCGACCACAGUAACCGGAUGCACUGUUCAGGAUUGGCUUGGCAUCCUGAUGUUGCUACACAAAUGGUUCUGGCUUCAGAAGAUGACAGGCUUCCUGUAAUCCAGAUGUGGGACCUUAGAUUUGCAUCUUCCCCACUUCGUGUUCUGGAAAGCCAUGCAAGGGGCAUUUUGACCAUUGCUUGGAGUAUGGCAGAUCCUGAAUUGUUGCUGAGUUGUGGAAAGGAUGCUAAAAUUCUUUGUUCGAAUCCAAACACAGGAGAGGUGUUGUAUGAGCUGCCUACUACCACCCAAUGGUGCUUUGAUGUUCAGUGGUGUCCCAGAAACCCUGCUCUGCUCUCUGCUGCUUCUUUUGAUGGGAGGAUUAGCAUUUACUCAAUCAUGGGAGGAAGCCCAGACAGCCUGCGGCAGAAGCAAGUAGACAAGCUCUCUUCAUCCUUUGGGAAUCUUGACCCAUUUGGAACAGGGCAGCCUCUCCCUCCUCUGCAGCUUCCACAGCAGACCCCACAGAGCACAAUCCUGCCCUUGAAGAAGCCACCCAAGUGGAUUCGCCGACCCGUGGGUGCAUCUUUUUCAUUUGGAGGAAAGCUGGUCACAUUUGAAAAUAGCAGGUCCCAGCAACAAGGGCCAGAACAGCAGCAGCAGCCGCCGCAUUAUCAUGUCUACGUGAGUCAAGUUGUCACUGAGAAGGAGUUCCUGAGCCGUUCUGAUCAGCUGCAGGAGGCCGUUCAAGCCGAAGCCUUCAUCAACUACUGUCAGAAGAAAAUCGAUGCUGCCAGGAAUGACUUUGAGAAAAAUGUGUGGUCUUUCUUGAAGGUGCAUUUUGAAGAGGAUUCACGUGGUAAAUACCUGGAACUUUUGGGAUACAAGAAAGAUGAUCUGGGGCAAAAGAUUACUUCAGCUCUACAUAAAGAGAGUCUUCACAGCCGAGAACCAGAUGAGGCUCUUGAGGCAUUUGACCAGUCUGCACAAAGCGAUGGUGAAGAGGGCCUGGUGGCUAAGGAUCGGCACUUGGGAGAGAAGACAGAAAACGAGACUGAUGCCCUGUCAUCCACAAAAGAAACAUUUAACAUUUCCGUCACUGGAGAUAUUGAUGGCUUAAUCACUCAGGCUUUGCUGACAGGGAACUUUGAGAGUGCUGUUGACCUCUGCCUCCAUGACAAUCGCAUGGCUGAUGCCAUCAUACUGGCUAUAGCUGGCGGCCAGGAGCUGCUGUCCAGAACACAGAAGAAGUACUUUGCAAAGACACGAGGCAAAAUUACCAGGCUCAUCACCGCAGUUGUGACUAAGAACUGGAAGGAGAUUGUACAAUCUUGCGAUCUGCAAAACUGGCGAGAGGCUUUAGCUGCCAUGUUGACAUAUGCCAGGCCAGAUGAAUUUGCUUCUCUAUGUGAUUUGUUGGGUGCUAGACUUGAAAGCGAAGGUGACAGCCUUUUGCAGACACAGGCUUGCCUGUGUUACAUUUGUGCUGGUAAUGUGGAGAAACUGGUUGCCUGCUGGACUAAAGCUCAGGAUGGAAACAGUCCAUUGUCUCUUCAGGAUCUCAUUGAAAAAGUGGUAAUCCUGCGUAAGGCAGUGCAGCAGACACAGGUGAUGGAUGGCAAUGCUGUUGGUGCUCUUCUGGCCGAGAAGAUGAGUCAGUACGCUAACCUUUUGGCUUCCCAGGGCAGCAUUGCUGCCGCAUUAGCUUUUUUGCCUGCAAACACCAACCAGCCAAAUGUUGUACAAUUGCGGGAAAGAAUUUGUAGAGCUCAAGGAGAGCUUCCCAGAGGCCCAGAGGCCCCUAAAGCAUCUUAUGAGAGACAGCCUACAGCCAAAGGAAGAGGUGGGCCUUCAGCAGGCCAGAUGCAGAUGCCACAACAAAUCCCUGCCCAACAAUACUAUCAGCAGGUUAGAGUUGCCCCUACUAUCACUACCUGGAGUAACAAAAACCCCACUGCCCUUCCCAGCCAUCCUUCUGCAGGGACACAGGGAGAAAAUCCCCCUCCUCCAGGAUUUGUCAUGCAAGGGGCUGUCAAUCCCAAUGUACCACCACAUCAGCCUGCACCUCCUGGUUACAACAUGUAUUCGCAGGUGGGAACACGGCCACCUUAUCCUCAACCUUGUCAGCCAGCACAGCAGUGUUCUUAUGGAACAGGGGGACCGUCGCUGUAUCAGCCUCAGCAGCAGCCUCUUGCUCCUCCUCCUCCAGCUUCUGUCUCUUACGCUAACCCCAACCCUCCUUACAUGCCCUCUAAUCCUCCCAGUUCUAUGCCUUCUUCCUUAUAUUCAGCACAACCCCAGCUUUCUCCAACAACCUUGAAUCCAAAUUCUCCCCUUCCUCCGCCUCCUCCUCCUUCUGGUGCCUCCUUCCAGCAUGGCAGGCCAGGAGCUCCAGCACAUUCUAUGCCGUAUGCACUGCCACCUGGACCCACAGGUACAGAGCCUGCAACCAGUGAGCUCGCUGCAUCCCAAAGAACAGAAUAUCAAACUAUACAAGAGCAAGACAGUAUCCUGCAAGGACCUCAGAAUGGCUGGAAUGACCCUCCUGCUUUGAGCAGAGUUGCAAAGAAAAAGAAGAUGCCCGACAACUUCAUGCCACCAGUUCCCAUCACUGCCCCAAUAAUGAAUCCUCUGUCCGACCCACAAGCCCAGAUGCAGCAGCUGCCGCCAACCUCUGCACCUCCAGCCCAGGGACCCUUUCAGCCCUCGCAUCUUCCUCCUGGACAGCCAGUGUUGCAGAACCCUUUCCAAAAUAUUCAGCAGCCUGUAGGUCAGACUAUCAUGACUCCGUCUGUGUCGGCAUCUAGCAUGGAAGGAGCCCCAGGAGCCCCUAUUGGCAACACCAUACAGCAUGUGCAAUCCCUACCAACAGAGAAAAUAACAAAAAAGCCCAUCCCUGAGGAGCACCUUAUUCUAAAGACCACGUUUGAAGCUUUGAUCCAGAGAUGUCUCUCUUCAGCGACAGAUCCGCAAACCAAGCGGAAAUUAGACGAUGCCAACAAACGCUUGGAGUUCCUGUAUGAUAAACUUAGAGAUCAAACACUCUCCCCAACAAUAAUCAACGGUUUGCACAACAUUGCCAGGAGCAUUGAGACGCGGAAUUACGUGGAAGGGCUGAACAUCCACACUCACAUUGUCAGCACCAGCAACUUCAGUGAGACGUCAGCCUUCAUGCCAGUGUUGAAAGUAGUCCUCACUCAGGCCAAUAAACUAGGCGUUUGAAGUGAGAAGCAGCAUUGUUGCGUGACAUGAUUGAUCGAGUGAUGGAAGGCUGGUCACUACAGUCCCCUUUGCAGAUGAGCUUCCUUUUAGCAGGGCUAGAGAGCCCUGAGGCUUUCUUCUUUUUCUCUCUCUCCAUCUUUUAUUAUCCUUACCUACAGAUAGUGUAUUUAAUUAUGCCAUCCUGUAUUGUCCAUUUUAAAUGCAUGUUACCUGCUGCUUUGACAGUGGCUUUUAAAUACAAAAAAAGAGGAGAGGAGUUUGUGUGUUAAGGCUGACCUUGAAAGUGAUUCCUGCCACAGUUCCUCAGCAUCAACCAAUUAAAAAUUCAAGAUUCUA